AUGGAGACGGGCGAGUGGGAUCACACAAUCCUGCGGGAAGAGGAAUUCGACCAGCAUGCGGUCUACCUGGUACCAGAUGUAUCCACUUCGUCGAAUGACACCAACAGGGCAGAGGCUUCCUUGCCCAGGAACCUCGUCCUCAAGCCCUCACAAGCCCUCGAUCCCUUAUCAAGCCAAUUAUCAAGAUAAAUAAUCUUCAAUAACAUUCGAUAUUAACUUACACAACAAUUACCCAAAUAAAUCAACGAAAUAUUGUUCUAGGUUUACAAAAACAAUGAAUUAUAUUAUUUCAUUGACGGCUACGACAUCCAAAAAUCCAACUGGAUGCGAUACGUCAACCCCGCGUAUUCAUCAGAGUCCCAGAAUCUCAUCGCCUGUCAAUACAAGAUGAACAUUUAUUUUUACACAAUAAAACCCAUCCUCCCGAAUCAAGAGCUUCUGGUCUGGUACUGCCGUGAAUUCGCCGAGAGGCUAAACUACCCUCUAACCGGUGAACUAAUGCUCCAGAGAAUACGACAACAGGUGCAGCAAUCGAGUUUACCAAACGAAAUCCCAUCAUCCGGUGAGAUAGUUCUCCCCUCGAAAGACUCGCCAAUCUACGAAAGACGAUGUCAAUUGACUCCAACCGAAGGUUCAGUCAGAUCAGACGAGGGCUACCACUCAAAUGGAUACCACGACGAGAUCCUGACACCCCCCGAGGAGAGCAGCGAAUCCGAUUCCGAGAACAAUUACGUCCUGGACUUCAGUAAAAAUACACGCGCAUCAACCACAACCACGGAGAUGAUAAAGCCAGACAGUGCACUGGUGAAAAAUGAAUACAGAAAAGUUAAAAUAAAGAUAAACAAGACGUACAACAAUUUUCAAUCGAAUAACAAAAAUCUCGACAUCAAAGAAGAGCUGGCGAACAGUAGAACAUUAACACCAGAUCUACCCCAGAAGGUAGCAAUAAUUCUGAGCUCAACAGACGAUGAGAUCGACAGACCGAAAGUUUUUUACGAAUCCGAUGUGAAAAUUAAUGCAAUCCAAACCCACACCAAUAACAAUAAUAGCAGUAACAAUAACAAUAUAUCAACGACGACGAAUACAACAGCAGCAUCAGCAAGACCGCCGUACGUGACAAGUCCAAACAGUUCAAUACUGGAGAAUAUUCUCCUGCGACACAACACAGACAGCAACAACAACACGAGCAAUAAUCACGGUCACAGUGGGACUGAGAGUCAUCAUCACAGUAGUCAUCGUCACAUAGAUUCCAUCAGUCCACCCCCAUCUAGUCCCACGGAGAUGGCAUACUCGUACAAAAAAUCCCACAGAUACGGUAACAUUCUCCCCUGUAGUCCAGACUCGAGUUCGAAUUUACCGAUGCAAGUUGACAGCUGCACCAGUGCCAAUGGUUCAACAACCGUGCCUAUGGUGCAGAGUCCAGGUAAUCUCCAUUCGAGUACACCCGGGGUAAUGGGACACUGUAACAUGAGUAAUCAAAUUGUCCACUCGGCGAACGAGGGGGACUCGAUUCAUUCGUCAGUUUUGACAUCAACCACUAGUGGCCUUCAUCCAUCAACGAUUAAUAUUUGUAAAUCGAGAAAGACCCAGAGCCCAUCACCCCCAACAGCAACAUCUACCAAUGGAUCUACCCUGGUAGUGGCCACCGAGCCUGAGGAAGAGACACCGAUCAUGUACUCUCAGCACAGUGGAAGUGGAUUGUGCACGUCUGGUCACAUCGAGUCAAGCACUGGUUAUCAGAUAAAUUCCAACACUCCACCGAGUGCCACAUCAAUUUCCCCGAUGAAUUCACCAUCCUAUCCGUACAAUAUCUACCAUCAGAAUGCCAAUCUCCAUCAGCACAUUGCACCCCUCUCCAUCAAUUGUGCUCCAUAUUCACCAACACCAUCAGCUAGUGUAUCUGCGUACGAGAGAAACGACAGUAGAAGGCAUGAGAAUGGACAUCAGCUUCCCACAUCAUCGACGAUGCAGAUUGAUGAUAAUCACUCGACCAUCAUCAGUGGAACACGCAAUCUUCAUCUCGGGCAUCAUCAUCAUCCUCUGAGCAUUCAUCCCACAACAUCGAACAGAUAUUCACCAGCUAGUUCACUUUCACCUGAUGAUCACGGCUGUUCCCAGAGUGGAUCACUCAGCCCGAACUCCCAGGGCUCCAGAGGAUACCGAUCUUUACCCUAUCCACUCAAGAAAAAGGACGGCAAAAUGCAUUACGAGUGCAACGUCUGCUGCAAGACUUUCGGUCAAUUAUCCAAUCUCAAGGUUCAUCUCAGGACGCACUCCGGAGAGAGACCCUUCAAGUGCAAUGUCUGCACCAAAAGUUUCACUCAACUUGCUCAUCUUCAGAAACAUCAUCUUGUACAUACAGGGGAGAAGCCUCACCAGUGUGAAAUUUGCAAGAAGAGAUUCAGCUCGACAUCGAAUUUGAAAACUCAUCUACGUCUCCACUCGGGCCAGAAACCUUACGCAUGUGAUCUCUGUCCUGCGAAAUUCACGCAAUUCGUGCACCUGAAAUUGCACAAACGACUGCAUACCAACGAGAGGCCCUAUACCUGUCAGGGCUGUGAUAAGAAGUACAUCAGUGCGAGUGGACUGAGGACACACUGGAAGACAACGAGCUGCAGGCCGAAUAACAUCGAGGAUGAAUUGGCACUUGCUGCUGCCGUUGGUUCACCAACUUAUUACGAAUACAGUCACGAAAUCAAUGUCGCAAACAUGCCGAAAGAGUGUGAGCUAGAACCAAUGGAGAACUACGACAGAAGAAAUGGAUCGCACUCAACACCCCUUCACAAUUUGGAGAUGAAUGUAGGUAAUAUGCAGAAAGACUGUGAACUUGAUAAAAUAGACAAUUACGAGAGACACAACGCUGUUACAUCGCACCCAUCAUCUCUGCACAACCUGGAGAAUCCCGUGGGAAGGCCAACAGUAAUAGAAACAUCGCAGCCCCACAUAAUCGAGUGCACCUAACAGAGACAUUGAAAAAGUCUGAUCAAGUGUACCUCCACUGAAACACCAAUAAUUUCACAAAAAAAUGUCAUUUCCAAAGGUGCAAAAUUUAUCAUUCCAAAGCGAUAGACGAGACUAUCUUUUCCCUCUCGUGUGGGAAGAGGCGAGAUAAUAAUUUAUCGAUUAUAAUGACGGCAAGUGUCGACAUCCGUCAGACAAAGUGGCGAGUGAGUAAUAAAUAUUGAUGAAGAAAGGGAAUUACAAGGGAAUAAUAUGGGAUUGCAACCAGUGUCGACGCCCAGACUGCAACUAUACGAGACCUGUACCUGUAUAUAUUAAUAUAACAAUUAUUAUUCGAUUAGGUGAAUUAAUAUUAAACAGAUUAAAAUAUAUAUUGUCGAUUGGCCGAGCGGUAGGCUACCUUCGCAGGCUUAUAUUUUCUUUGAAGCUAUGCGCUAUCUUAUUCAUGUUUUUUCUAAAAAAAAAAUCAUUAGCUUUAGAGUUUCGAAAGUAGUUUAGAAAAAAUGGGGGCAAUCGAGCAUAGGGUAAAUCGACGGAUACUAUAAUAUUUAUUUGUAAAAAGAUUUUUAAACUACGGUGUGAUUAUUACGUUUAUUACUCCAUGAUUACUCAUUUAUCGUUUAAGGGAAUUAGAGGGAUAAUUGUCCUGCAAGGAAGACCAAACAGUAUUUUUAGCAGUGAGCUUUUCCUUAUCUCAUCUGUAUGGGAAGAGACUUCCAUUCCAUCAUUCCGGUUCAUCAAUUUAUUUAUGUUGAUCACUAAUUCAUUAGUUGUAAGAAAAUCACGAUAUUCUAUGACUAUCUGAGAUUGUAUUGAUGCGGAGGCAGCCUGCUGCAAAUGCAAUUAUUAUUAUGAAUAUUUUCAUGGAUAUGCGGUUCGAAGAAUAAAAUUUCAUUGGAUAUUGCUCGCGUGAGACGCUGAAAAAUCGGAAUCGCUACUCUAUGAAAUUAUUGAGGGAUAAAAUGGAAAAUACACAAAAAAAAGGGAAAAUGAAGGUGCAGACUGAUAUUAGUUACACUGCUGUUUCAGCUCAUACGUUACAUGUAGUUAUAUGAAUUGUAAUUACGGUGCGAAUGCAAUACAGAGGAUCUCUUCCAAAAAUUGAGUGAACGAAAGGCAUCGAGGAGAAAUAUUCAUUUGGCAUUAUUAGCGUUCUGCCUGGAUUACUUUGAAUUUAAUGGUGAAAACUCUCUGCUGUAAAGAUAUAUCAAAGAUAUUGUGUAUGAGGCAAUGGGAAACAGUGAAUGCAAAUGAAAAAUUAUGUUGGUAAAGAAUAAUCAAGGGUUCAUUAUUUUGGAACGUUUAUACAUCCUUGUGGAUAGUAGUGACUCAUCGAUAACGAACUAGAAGCUCAAAAUUGGAAUAAUUUUUAUUAAAAAUGCAUGAUAAUGUCCGAUAUUACGUGUCAUUUUGACAAAAGUGCUUGCACAAUUUUCUAGUCGCAUUAAUACUCUUGGAAUUCAUGAUUCUCAAAUGAAAUGUUUAAUAAAUGAGAAAAUUCAUAUUAUAAAUUCUGUGCGUAUAAAAUUCAGGGGAAUUUCACUCCGAAAUCAUAAACGCAAUUAUAACAGAUCAUACGAUAAAUUGCCUUGAUUCGCCUUGCCUGCAUCAGACGUUUUUCAUUCUCAAUCAGAAGCCGAAAUGAAAUAGAAGCAAAUAAAUAAAUAAAUAAACGAUAAAGAGAACGAGAUAAAAAUGUGCAGGUGGAGAGAAAAUUGAAGGAUAAUGUAAAUAGGCUAAAGUAGUGAACUAUAAAAAAAGGCAGAGUGACAGUUGACAUUGGCAGAAGCAAAAAAGUUUAAUUAAAAAGAAAUCAUCAUGAACGUAAAUACCGUGCAGCGCAUAAUAUACGUACUAGCGUAUCAGAAGAACUCUUGAAUUGAACUUUAUUAAUCAUAAGAUACCGUAAAUUGUGAAUGAAAGGAAGAUGAAAAUUGUUAUGCAUUUAUUAUCAUUAUAACUACUGGAUAGGUAAUGCUCAAUUAGCAUUUGUUUCUUAAAAAUAAAGAAUAAAUAUAUGGCUGUUGGAUA
Messenger RNA from Fopius arisanus, 4992 nucleotides. RefSeq names its product PR domain zinc finger protein 1 (gene Blimp-1). The record is from RefSeq and is a predicted model, not a curated record. Gene Ontology annotation, biological process: cell fate commitment; regulation of transcription by RNA polymerase II. Gene Ontology annotation, molecular function: protein binding; RNA polymerase II cis-regulatory region sequence-specific DNA binding; DNA-binding transcription repressor activity, RNA polymerase II-specific. The transcript is spliced from 7 exons. Gene Ontology annotation, cellular component: cytoplasm; nucleus. NCBI's taxonomy places the organism in Eukaryota, Metazoa, Arthropoda, Insecta, Hymenoptera, Braconidae.